GAUAAACGAGUAGGAGACUAGAUUUAUACGCUAAUGAGGGGGAGACAUAGGAUUUGACGGUUUUGCUAAUGCGAAAGCCGAAAAUCCCGUUCCAUUGUAAAAGGUCCAGUAAAAUCAACAUGGUUGAACGAGAAAUGUUCUAUAUUCGUCAUUAUACGUGAAGUGCAGUUGUUUUUCCGGUGUGGUGAUAAGUAUGCUAAAUUAACAGUGAGACAGAUGUUUGUAUAAAAGUUCGACUGUCAAUUAAAAUUCGCAAUGCUGAAUCAGGCGGUGGUCGAGGCCCUUUAUUCAGCUACAUACAUCGAAAAUUAUCUUGAUUGCGUUGAGAAUCUUCCCAACGACCUUCAGAGGCAUUUGUCUCGCCUACGCGAGCUCGACGCCACUUGCCAAACUUAUCUUCGAGAAGUUGAUCAACAUCAAGAGGUACUGUCUAAAGGAGAAACUAAUAGCUCUACAAAAACUCGUGCUUUAUUGCGUAUUCAACAAGCCCUUAUAGCUGCGCAAGAAAUUGGAGAUGAGAAAUUACAAAUAGUACAAGUUGUACAAGAUCUCAUUGAGAAUAAAACAAGGCAGUUAGACAUGGAUUUUAGAAAUCUUGAUUUUGGAAAGGAGCAAGAAACGAGCGAACCAGCUAGAGAUACUAAUUCUAAUGUUAAUACCAAUUCUGGUAGUAACACCAAUAAUAAUGAUAGGCCAACUAAACGAGCGAGGCGAACUAGAACAGAAACACUGGUAGAGUCUGCCCAGGCAAUGGACAUGAUCGUGAUGUCUGAAAAUCGAUCAUCAAAUAUUCCAAGUUCUUCGAAUGGCAAUCAAAAGAGAACAAAUACGACCAAUACUGGUAAAAAGAAAAAACGUAAAUCAAGGCAGGGCAAUCAACAAAAUCAACAUCGCGAAGAUACACCACCACCGCCCGAAGAUGAUCUUGCAAUAGAUCCCGACGAACCUACAUAUUGUCUCUGUGAUCAAAUUUCUUAUGGAGAAAUGAUUCUGUGCGAUAAUGACUUGUGUCCAAUCGAGUGGUUCCACUUUUCAUGUGUGUCUCUAAGUACAAAGCCAAAAGGCAAGUGGUUCUGUCCAAAAUGUCGUGGAGACCGACCAAAUAUUAUGAAGCCCAAAGCUCAAUUCCUUAAAGAAUUGGCUCUUUAUAAUAAAGAGAAGGAAGAAAAGUCGUAGCAUUAAAUAAAUGUGAAAUUAAAAAUUGCACGA
Messenger RNA from Ceratosolen solmsi marchali, 1209 nucleotides. RefSeq names its product inhibitor of growth protein 1. Gene Ontology annotation, biological process: positive regulation of DNA-templated transcription. The transcript is spliced from 3 exons. The coding region runs from base 256 to 1176 and encodes 306 amino acids. Gene Ontology annotation, cellular component: nucleus. The record is from RefSeq and is a predicted model, not a curated record. Lineage: Eukaryota; Metazoa; Arthropoda; Insecta; Hymenoptera; Agaonidae.